AUGGAGGAAGGCGGCGGCGGCGGCAGCGGCGGAGGAAGAGGAGGAGAAGGAGGAGGGCUGGCCCCAGCUGAGGCCCUGGAGGAGGUGGGCGAGUCGCCCCGUGGCUUGCCUACGGGACCCGAGGGCAAGGCGGGGCUGGCCAAGCUGGAGAGCUCAGUGGAGGCUGCAGGCGGCGACGCCGAGGGCAGGUGCGGGCCGCGCCGCCGGGUUCUGAGGGCUGUAUAUGUGCACAGCGAAAGUUCCCAGGGGGCGGCGGCCAGCGGCCCAGAGGCUGGUGCGCUCAAGUGCCUGCUUCGGGCCUGCGAGGCCGAGGGCGACCACCUCACCUCCAUCCCUUUUGGGGAGCUUGACUUCGGGAAGACAGCCGUGCUUGAUGCCUUCUACGAAGCAGAUGUUGCCAUUGUGGACAUGAGUGAUAUCUCCAGACAGCCUUCCCUUUUCUAUCAUCUUGGAGUCCGAGAGAGUUUUGACAUGGCUAAUAAUGUAAUUCUGUACUACGAUACUGAUGUAGACACUGCUCUGUCAUUGAAGGAUAUGGUUACUCAGAAGAACAUAGCAUCUAGUGGAAAUUACUAUUUCAUCCCCUACACUGUGACACCACGUGGUGAUUAUUUGUGCUGCGAGAGUGAUGCCCAAAGGAGAGCCUCAGAAUACAUGCAACCAAACUGGGACACAAUCCUGGGCCCACUGUGUAUGCUCCUGGUGGACAGGUUCACUAGCCUCCUUAAGGACAUCCGUGUGACCUCAUGUGCUUAUUACAAAGAAACCUUGUUAAAUGACAUCCGUAAAGCCAGAGAGAAAUACCAGGGUGAUGAACUGGCAAAAGAGUUGACUCGGAUCAAAUUCCGCAUGGAUAACAUUGAGGUUCUGACAUCAGACAUCAUCAUUAACUUACUUCUGUCCUACCGUGACAUCCAGGACUAUGAUGCAAUGGUCAAGCUGGUAGAAACACUGAAGAUGCUGCCUACGUGUGAUUUGGCUGAUCAGCACAACAUUAAAUUCCACUAUGCAUUUGCACUGAAUAGGUGUUCUGUUCUGGUAAUAGAACCAACCAAAGUCUACCAACCUUCUUAUGUUUCUAUCAACAAUGAAGCUGAGGAAAGAACUGUAUCUUUAUGGCAUGUCUCACCCACAGAAAUGAAACAAAUCCAUGAGUGGAAUUUUACAGCCUCUUCUAUUAAGGGAAUCAGCCUAUCCAAGUUUGAUGAACGGUGCUGUUUUCUUUAUGUCCAUGAUAAUUCUGAUGACUUUCAAAUCUACUUUUCCACUGAAGACCAGUGUAAUAGAUUUUGCUCUUUGGUCAAAGAAAUGCUAAACAAUGGAGUGGGCAGUACAGUGGAGUUGGAGGGAGAGGCUGAUGGAGACACCGUAGAGUAUGAGUAUGACCAUGAUGUGAAUGGGGAGAGAGUUGUCUUGGGGAAAGGCUCCUAUGGGAUUGUGUAUGCUGGCCGAGAUGUCAGUAAUCAAGUACGAAUAGCCAUCAAGGAAAUCCCAGAGAGAGAUAUCAGGUACUCUCAGCCUCUGCAUGAAGAAAUAGCCCUGCACAAGUAUCUCAAGCACCGCAACAUUGUCCAGUACCUGGGCUCUGUUUCAGAGAAUGGCUACAUUAAAAUAUUUAUGGAGCAGGUGCCUGGAGGAAGCCUUUCUGCUCUCUUACAAUCCAUAUGGGGACCAAUGAAGGAACCCACUAUCAAGUUUUAUACCAAACAGAUCCUAGAAGGCCUGAAAUAUCUCCAUGAAAACCAGAUAGUCCACAGGGACAUAAAGGGUGAUAAUGUUCUGGUGAACACCUAUAGCGGAGUGGUAAAAAUCUCUGAUUUUGGAACCUCUAAACGCCUCGCAGGAAUUAACCCAUGCACUGGGACCUUUGCAGGGACUCUUCAGUACAUGGCACCUGAGAUUAUUGAUCAAGGACCUCGAGGGUAUGGUGCUCCAGCUGAUAUCUGGUCCUUGGGCUGUACCAUCAUUGAGAUGGCAACCAGCAGGCCUCCGUUCCAUGAGCUUGGUGAGCCACAAGCAGCCAUGUUUAAGGUAGGGAUGUUUAAGAUCCAUCCUGAAAUUCCAGAAACCCUUUCAGCUGAGGCCAGAGCCUUCAUCUUAUCUUGCUUUGAGCCUGACCCGAACAAACGGGUCACUGCUGCUGAUCUGCUUCAAGAACGGUUCUUAAGGCAGGUGAACAAAGGCAAGAAGAACAGAAUUGCUCUCAAGCCUUCAGAGGGUGUCCGGAGUGACACUGGCGCUCUGGCCCUGCCCUCAUCAGGUGAGCUUAUGGGCAGCAGCAGCAGUGAGCAUGGCUCCGUCUCCCCAGACUCGCAUGCCCAGCCAGAUGCAUUCUUUGAGAAGGUCCAGGUGCCCAAGCAUCAGCUCAGCCAGCUUCUCAGUGUCCCAGAUGAAAGCUCAGCCAUAGAUGACCGAAGCACAGCCAUAUCCCCAGAGGAGAAGGACACUGGUCUCUUUCUAUUGUUCAAGAACAGUGAGUGCAGAGCCAUCCUGUACAGAAUCCUCUGGGAGGAACAGGACCAAGUGGCUUCCAAUUUGCAGGAGUGUGUGGUCCAGAAUUCAGAAGAGUUGCUUCUCUCAGUUGGCCACAUCAAACAGAUAAUCGGAAUCCUAAGGGACUUCAUCCGCUCCCCAGAGCACAGGGUGAUGGCAGCCACAAUAUCAAAACUAAAGUUGGACCUGGACUUUGACAGUUCAUCCAUCAGCCAGAUUCACCUGAUUCUGUUUGGAUUCCAGGAUGCUGUCAAAAGAAUUCUGAAGAACCACUUAAUUAGUCCCCACUGGAUGUUUGCAAUGGACAACAUCAUUCGCAGAGCUGUGCAGGCUGCAGUUACCAUUCUCAUCCCUGAGCUCCAGGCCCACUUUGAGUCUGCCUCUGAGAUGGAAGGGGGAGACAAGGACACAGAAGUGGAAGGGGACCAUCCCCUAGUAGACCUACUCAGCCAAGAAAUACAUGGGACACCCAGAGGCACCGGGCCUGGCUUAAUGGCUAUCCAGGAGGGCCAGCCCCACCAGCAGGACCCAAGUCUCCAACUGAGCGAGCUCAGGCAAGAAACCAACAGACUUUGGAAACACCUAGUUCAAAGAGAGAGAGAGUACCAGAAUCUUCUACGGCUAACUCUAGAACAGAAAACUCAAGAAUUACAUCACCUCCAGUUACAAUACAAACCCAGUGGUGGUACAGAGAAUCCAGCACCCCCUGAUGGACUGGGAACUGACAGAGAGCUUAUAGACUGGUUACAACUUCAAGGAGUGGAUGCAAAUACAAUAGAAAAGAUUGUUGAAGAGGAUUAUACACUUUCUGAUAUUCUCAAUGAUAUCACUAAGGAAGACCUAAGAUCCCUCAGACUACGCGGUGGUGUCCUCUGUAGGCUCUGGCAAGCAGUCUCCAAGCACAGAAGACAAACACAGGAGUCCCCACAGUGAGCUAAGCUGGGGGGA
Messenger RNA from Psammomys obesus (fat sand rat), 3441 nucleotides. RefSeq names its product mitogen-activated protein kinase kinase kinase 15 (gene Map3k15). Gene Ontology annotation, molecular function: MAP kinase kinase kinase activity; ATP binding. Gene Ontology annotation, biological process: MAPK cascade; protein phosphorylation; cellular response to stress. Bases 1 to 3426 code for a protein of 1141 amino acids. The record is from RefSeq and is a predicted model, not a curated record. The transcript is spliced from 26 exons. Lineage: Eukaryota; Metazoa; Chordata; Mammalia; Rodentia; Muridae.